AUGGCACUUAAGCGGAAGCGGGCGCCUCCCCAGCCAAGGGUCAGGCACCCGCCGUUGACCGGCGAAAGAGCCAUCAUGAUCUGCGCGUUCGACGAUCUUUGCAGUAAGCUGUCAAAGACGAUCUCGGGCGCGGUGGGGACAGGUUUGAGGACUUGCACGAGCGUGAAUCUGGACUACACCCCAGAGACAGGGGGUACUCGAAGCGCGGCCAAAGACGCGUUUCGUAAUACACAUUCCGCCCUACCCGCAGAAUACCAAUUGGAGCCUGCGAUAACCGCCCUCCAGCUAAUAUACCGCGACUUUCACAUGCCCAGCUCGGUGGCCGAGGUCAAGUCCGUCCGAGACUACGGUCCAUGCGAGCUGGGGCUCUUCGCCCGGAAAGACAUCAGACGAGAAGGAGAAGUCUUUGGAGCGAUGUUCCUUCUUGUCGGCGUUCCUACGACUCUGCAGGGACUCGACACCCGGAUGCAGUUCAAAGGACGUGGGAGGAUGGCAUCGGUCGGAUGCGGGCCUGCGAAAUUCGUUAAUCAUAGCUGCACACCCAAUGUGGAAUGGCGCUUCGUCCACUCCUCGGACACUCACAAGAGCCUGUGGGCGAUAAAGCCUAUCGCAAAAGGAGAGCAGCUGUUCGCAUCUUAUGGGAAAGAAUACUUUGGAAAGAAUUUCGCCCGAUGUAAAUGCCCAAAUCACCCCGAGCGAGUCGUCUCCCUACCAUCCGCGUCCCUCCCAUCCUCCUCUUCCUCUACCUCCAGCUCCCAGGCCGACCCGCUCCACCCCGACGCUAUCAUCAUCGAUGACGACGACUCUGAGCUCGGUGGUCCUGAACUCGUCGAAGCUCCUCGGAUGGCCAUGAUCAUUGAUCUUACCGACCUGGAGGACGAUGAGGACGAGGACGACCGAGACUCGAGCGGCAUGCCCGCAUAUGAUGACGAUAUUACGUUCAUCCGCCACACCAUCGUCCCCCACACACUCCCCCGAGUCCCCAUCAUCCCCAAGAAGGAACGGUACGACCUCGUCGACCUUACGGAGGAGGCCGAGGAGGACUUGCCCGAGGUCCCGGAGCUGCCGGAUGCGUCGCCAGCACUACCUCAGCUGCCGGAGCUUCCGGAGCUACCGGCGCUUCAGGAGCAGUAUGACGACAACGACGACUACGAGACGGCUAGUACCGUCGUCUCGGGUCCGUCCACUUCACGCGGCGCCAGCACGCUCGUCAACUCUCCGGUCGUCCAGCCCAUUGAGGACGACUUCGAGAUGUACGACGAGCAUGACGACUUCUUUUGGAACCCCAAAGCCCCUCCCACCCCCCUCCGUCACUCCCCUGCCAAAUCCUCCAAAACCUCUCCAGCUCCUGCCCCCCAAAUCGCCGCUCCGCCCGUCCUUCCUCGACGUCCGAUCCGCCCGGUUGUCACCUUCGACGCUGACGCGUAUCUUAAGAGCAUGGAGGACAGAUGGGACUACAAUCCGGUACCGCCAGGGACCAUUGUGUACGAUGUAGAGUAG
Dioszegia hungarica is the source of this 1500-nucleotide messenger RNA. RefSeq lists its product as uncharacterized. Gene Ontology annotation, molecular function: protein binding. The record is from RefSeq and is a predicted model, not a curated record. The coding region runs from base 1 to 1500 and encodes 499 amino acids. The transcript is spliced from 7 exons. NCBI's taxonomy places the organism in Eukaryota, Fungi, Basidiomycota, Tremellomycetes, Tremellales, Bulleribasidiaceae.